AUGAUGAGUAAUAAUUUGAAGAAACCAUCUAUAUUCAGUUCAGUAGAACUGCUCGCUAAAUCGGACGACGGAAAAUCGUCAUCAACAUCAUUAUCAUCAUCAUCAUCAACACCAUUAUCAACAUCAACGUUCUCAUCAUCUAAUAACUUCGCCCCUCUAUUCACUUAUUCACCAGCCUCAGGAUCAUGUUGUUCACCUUUUGCACCAUUCAAUUGUUCCUCAAGUAGCUCGUUGUUAACUGGUUUAUCACAAGCAAAUAUUCGAAAUUGCGAUCAUAAAGAACAAACAGAUGCUAACAGCUGCAGCCAAUACAGCAUACAGCAUAUCUUGGCACCAAUUCAAAAUGUGAGUUCACUCAAAGACGAACGGAGACACUGUGUACCCCAGCAAUCUACCUACGAUCUAUCGUUCGUUCGUGCGUCAAAUUUGAAAAGAAACCGUGAAGGGAAAAAAACAUUUUUGUCUCCCUAUUGCAGAAGCACUCCACUCAUCCGAGUUGAUGUUGAAAACAAGUUCAGCAAACGAAGGAAACUUGAUGAAUCGUCCUUUGUCAUGCCCUCCCCAAUUUAUCCGCCGAUGUUCAGCACUCCUCAUCUCAGUAAAUCAAGAAUGGAUUCUGGGUUCCAAAGUUUCAACGCUACAUUUUUGUAUACACCCAUGCAAACAAAUGAAGUUCUUUCUCAUUCAAGCAAGCAAAUCUUUUGGCAGGAAAAACCAGUUGAAAGGAACGUUGAACAUGUGAAUAGUGGACGAGGAAUAAAGAACCCACUACUGCAGAACCACCUGAUCAAACAGUUGCACGAAGGACAAGAUCUCAGUGUGCAGACAAAAUACAACGAGUUCUUAUGUCGAGUUUGUUUGAAAAGCUUUCCUUUGCAGCGACUUCUCAAUCGCCACGUCAAGUGCCACACGGACAUCAAACGCUACCUCUGCACAUUUUGUGGCAAGGGUUUCAACGACACUUUCGACUUGAAGAGACACACAAGAACACACACUGGAGUCCGUCCAUACAAAUGCGAGCAUUGUGACAAGGCAUUCACACAACGUUGUUCACUGGAGUCACACGCGCGGAAGGUGCACAACGUUCAGUUCAAUUACAAGCACAAGGAAAGGAGAGAUAAGUUGUACGUGUGUGAGGAGUGUGGUCACUCGACGAGACAGUCUAAGGAGUAUUUUGUACACAUGAAGGACCAACAUCCACACGUGCCUACGCCCAACGAAUGCAAAAAUGCAAGCAAUGACUGCCUGUUAGUUCAAAACAAAAAAACUGUAGCUGGAUGUCGGUCAAAAAAGAAAUCAUGGCAUUGCUUGGAAGCUCUCCUCGCUGUACAUGUUCACGGCUGCUGA
This is a messenger RNA of Helobdella robusta, 1347 nucleotides long. RefSeq lists its product as hypothetical. Gene Ontology annotation, cellular component: nucleus. The transcript has 5 exons. Gene Ontology annotation, biological process: epidermal cell differentiation; regulation of transcription by RNA polymerase II. NCBI's taxonomy places the organism in Eukaryota, Metazoa, Annelida, Clitellata, Rhynchobdellida, Glossiphoniidae. The coding region runs from base 1 to 1347 and encodes 448 amino acids. The record is from RefSeq and is a predicted model, not a curated record. Gene Ontology annotation, molecular function: DNA-binding transcription factor activity, RNA polymerase II-specific; RNA polymerase II cis-regulatory region sequence-specific DNA binding.